AGAAGAAGAAGAAGACCCAUAAUACGCUGGUUGUCGACUGCAGAAGAAGAAGAAACUAGCAGAGAAGAAGCAAACAACAGACGUCUGAUUCCUACAAUGAGAGCAGGCAGACCCUCGACCUUGUAAUCCAGACCUGUGGCCGACAUUGAGCCUUGAGAGAGCAGCGUGGCUGCGAUCAUGUUUGCCAAGACAGCCCUGAGCAGGGGCAUCACUGCCCACCGCCUCUGUAAGAACGUCACUUUGUACCGGAAUGAACUGACGUCUCCGAGCGCCGGGAUCCAAAGUCAGACCCCCGAGGACCGUAAACCCCUCAUGUUGAUGCUGCCGUGGCUGGGAUCACGACCCCAAGCUGUGGCCAAAUACUGUGAGAUCUACUUUCGCACUGGCUUCGAUGUGCUUGUGGUGGAAAGUGAGGUGAAAGACUUCCUGUGGCCUCGCUGGGGUCUGGACCGUGGAAAAACAUUGCUGGCGUUGCUCCAGAGCGAGCCUCUGAUGUCCCGCCCCCUCGUCAUUCAUGCCUUCUCCAUUGGCGGCUACACCUUCACUCAGCUGCUGGUCCAUAUCUCCAGGGACAAACAGCAAUACAGCGCAGUGACAAACAGGAUCAAAGGUCAAGUCUAUGACAGCUUGGUGGUGGGCUCACUGGAGCACAUGGCCACAGGUCUUGGCAAAACUAUAUUUCCUCGUUUCGAGAGUCUGGUAAAACAAGCCAGCAUGCUGUACUUCAGCGUUUUUAAACGCCAUACGGUGGAUUACUUCAACGCCAGCAUCGAUGUUUUUUACAACACUCCCGUCCAAGCCCCGGCGCUGGUCUUCUUCUGCGAGAACGACAUGCUGAGUGACGCGCCGAGCGUGGAGAAACUGGUGGAUCACUGGCGGAAGCGUGGGAUUGAUAUAACGUCGAAGAAGUGGGAGGUCUCGACCCACGCCGGUCAUUUACGGAGACACCCGCAGGAAUAUCUGUCGACCUUAGACACGUUCCUGCAGUCACUUCAGAUCGUCCCGCUGAAGGCCAAGAUGUGAGCUGUUGUUAGGACAGGUUAAAUUCAAAGUACCUCAAAGUGGUUUUUGCUGUGGCAGGUUGCUUUUGCUGUUUUGGAAGCUAAACAAUUCAGGCUUUCCUCUCCAUGUAAUAGAUUGUGGUGCACUGCCACGGCAGAAUAAAAGCCACCACACCUUCGAAAUGACUUUUUUUUUCUUUUAUAUAUGUGUUAAAACAAUGUUUAACAUAUGAGAUACAAGUACACAUUUAUAUAUUUAUAGCCUAUAUGUGCAAACUUAUACUAGCCAUAAUCAGAGUUUGAAAUUAAUUUAAAUAUCAUGAAACGUUUAAAAUUGACUUUAUUUUGAAAAAACAACAUUGCCUGCUCCUUCCUGUCUGGCUGGCUAGCAGCUACUGUGUGGUGUGCUGCUCUCUGGAGUGAAGGAAAACUAGAGAUGACAGUCCAGUGUAACCAACUUUGUCGCUAUAUUUAGCAACUUUUCUGACCCCUCUAGUGACUUAUUUUGGAAAAAAAAAAA
Molecule: messenger RNA, 1521 nt
Organism: Fundulus heteroclitus (mummichog)
Lineage: Eukaryota; Metazoa; Chordata; Actinopteri; Cyprinodontiformes; Fundulidae
Exons: 4
Coding region: 178-1023 (281 amino acids)
Molecular function (GO): serine hydrolase activity
Source: RefSeq, a predicted model, not a curated record